Pedinophyceae sp. YPF-701 is the source of this 513-nucleotide messenger RNA. The record is from the annotation of a GenBank genome assembly. Lineage: Eukaryota; Viridiplantae; Chlorophyta; Pedinophyceae.
AUGGCUCUGUGUCUGUCGCUGUACGCGGCGAUGCAGUGCGAGGAGGCGCUCAGCGCAGACUCCGGAAGCCAGCACGGUGCAGACGUACACGUGUGGUUUGGCCGCCUUGACGGGCUCAUUGAGGCGGCAGAGCGCGUGUUAGACACCCUGGCGCACAGCUUCUCCUCGGGCCGACCCGAGGCAAUGCGGAACACUGGGAGGGCCGUCCUGGCUCUCGCCCGCGAGCUCUCCCGCAUCGAGGAGGGGCUCUCUGGAGUGGACUGCCGGGCGGUCGAGCCGGCCAGGAAGGCGGUUCACAUUCUGAUGGGUCAUUUCGUGCUGUUUGGGCUCAAGCGCGCGCCCACGCAGCUCGUAGGCGACGUCGCGAGGAGCAGCCUGGAGGAGGCCCGCACGCAGCUGCAGGACGACAGGCUCGCGGUGGCGCAGGAGAGCGUGCACGGCGGGACGUCGCCACCGCGGUGGUCCGGGCGGCGCCUCGCGCCCGUCGUACCGCGGCAAACGCGGCAAGCGUGA